Molecule: messenger RNA, 1310 nt
Organism: Megalobrama amblycephala (Wuchang bream)
Lineage: Eukaryota; Metazoa; Chordata; Actinopteri; Cypriniformes; Xenocyprididae
Gene: mid1ip1a
Product: MID1 interacting protein 1a
Exons: 1
Coding region: 125-583 (152 amino acids)
Biological process (GO): regulation of lipid biosynthetic process
Cellular component (GO): cytosol
Source: RefSeq, a predicted model, not a curated record
AGGAGCAAGAAAAGCCGUGUAUAAAAAGACAUUAAGGAAUGCAGAUCUCCAGAAAGCUAUAAGAACACGAGAGACAAACAUACAGAGUACACUACUCUCCAAUUAACCCUCAUAAUCCACCAAAAUGCAGAUGUCCGAACCCCUCAGCCAGAAGAACUCUCUCUUCACGGCAAUGAACCGCUUCAUCGGCGCCGUCAACAACAUGGAUCAGACGGUCAUGGUGCCGAGCCUGCUGAGAGAUGUGCCGCUGGACCAAGAGAAAGAGGAGCAGAAGCUAACCAACGACCCGGGUAGCUAUCUGCGGGAUGCUGAGGACGACAUGUACAGCUAUUACAGCCAGCUCAAGUCCAUCCGGAACAACAUCGAAUGGGGCGUCAUGCGGGCAGAGGAGCAGAGGCGCAAGAAAGACACUCCUGCGCCGGAGACGGUGCGCACAGAACCGGAGAGCGACAUGGAUCUGGAGCAGCUCCUGCAGUUCCAUCUGAAGGGCUUGCAUGGGGUGCUGUCCAAACUCACAAGCCAAGCUAACAACCUGACAAACCGAUACAAGCAGGAGAUUGGCAUUGCUGGCUGGGGACAGUGAACUGCAUCAUAAGGACACGUCUAUUUGGAUAUGAUGAACUAUUCUGAUCUAAUACGAUCUAUUCUGCGUUUGUGGAAGAGCCAAAAGGAACUGACCGAACAGAAGUUAGCCUAAACUGUCAAAAGUUAAGAUUGCAAGGCAAACCGAGAGGGGGAAAUGAGUUUGUUCUAGUACUGGUUUUGGUGUUGAUCACUGACGUGUUGUAAGGGCUGCUUCCUGUCUUAUGGUAGCCUAUUUGAUUUGCACUGACAGUUUCCCAUUUUUAAAAAAACAAAACAAAAUCUCCGUUCAAAUGGCUGUUUGCCAUGCCUUAUCUUGAUAUUUAAAUCUAUUUAUGUUUUAUGUAUAAUUGAAAGCUUUUAUUUUUUCCAUUCUUCUUCAAAGCUGUUGUCCUGUGAUGUUGCUGUGUGUUCCUGAGGACUGACGACUUUAAGAACUGAACAUAUGAUAGUUUGCUUAUGUGAAAACUCCUUUAGAUGAAGCAGAAACUCUGUAGAAAACCCAUGGGAACAUUUCCUGUUAAUGACCUGAAACUAUCUGUGAAUCAUCCUGGGAAUCAAUGACGUGGACAACUCUGAAAAUCACUGCGAGUGUGUCAUGAAGAGUUUCAUGAGAUUCUGGGUUAAAUGGUGCCUAAAGGCCAUAUGAUUGUUAAAAACAUUUGCUUUGUUUUGUAUUGAAUUGUUUUUUUUUUUUUUUAUAACAAAAUAAACUUUUGUAAUUUGAA